Molecule: messenger RNA, 1106 nt
Organism: Tribolium madens (black flour beetle)
Lineage: Eukaryota; Metazoa; Arthropoda; Insecta; Coleoptera; Tenebrionidae
Gene: nudC
Product: nuclear migration protein nudC
Exons: 5
Coding region: 86-1039 (317 amino acids)
Biological process (GO): protein folding
Cellular component (GO): cytoplasm
Source: RefSeq, a predicted model, not a curated record
UUCUUGAUAUUAAGUCGAUAAGUGUAGUAAUUUCCACGAUUUUCAAGCAAAUUUAAAGAAAACAGACCAACAGUGACGCUCCAAAAUGAGUGGUGAUGAUAAUCAGACUGAGCAAUUUGAUUCUCUUUUUCUGUCAAUAGCGCAACACCAUCCUCAAGGCGCUUCUCAGUUAUUGGACACUUUCGUGAGUUUUCUAAGCCGCAAGACAGAUUUUUUCACCGGGGGUGAAGAAGGAGCAUGGGAAAAGUUAGUAAUGAGCACAUUUAGAAAAUACGAAAAGGUUUGUCGUAAGAAACAAGAGUCUGAAUUAAAAGAGCGCCGAGAACGCGAAGCCGCUAAAAAGAAAAAACAAGAAGAGGAGAAAGUAAAACCGGCUGAAAUUACCGAAUUGACUGAUGCUGAGGCUGAAAAGUUGCAAGCUGAAUUAGACGCUAAGAAAAAUGCGGUCAGUAAUGGGGCCUCAGCGCCCGUGCCUGAGAAAAUUGAGGAUGACGAGGAUGCCUCAGAGAUAGGAAAAUUAAAACCAAAUAGCGGUAAUGGAUGUGAUUUAGAAAAGUACAGAUGGACUCAAACUCUCCAAGACGUUGAGGUGAGAAUACCGCUCAAUAUCAAUUUCCGAGCAAAACAGAAAGAUCUGGUCGUGAAUCUUACAAAGAAACAUCUGACAUGCGGAAUUAAAGGACAACCACCGAUUGUAGAUGACGAUUUCCCACACGAAAUCAAAUUGGAAGAAUCUACGUGGGUGAUUGAAGAUGGAAACACGCUUUUGUUUAAUUUGGAAAAGAUAAAUAAAAUGAAUUGGUGGUCAAAAUUGGUUGUCUCCGAUCCGGAAAUCAGUACAAGAAAGAUUAAUCCGGAACCGUCUAAGUUGAGCGAUUUGGAUGGGGAGACAAGAGGGUUAGUCGAGAAGAUGAUGUAUGAUCAAAGACAGAAGGAACUGGGGCUGCCGACUAGUGACGAGCAGAAGAAACAAGACGUUAUUAAAAAGUUUAUGGAGCAGCACCCCGAAAUGGAUUUCUCCAAGUGUAAAUUUAAUUAGAUAGUACUCACCAUCUGUUUGUAUUUUGUAUUCAUUCUUUUUGCGUAUAAUAAAAUUUAACACCACG